AUGGCAUAUUCGUCCAGCAUGAACGUGGACUCCAUGGAAGAAGCGGUGGAUGAUAUUCUGAGGAACUUUGAGGAAUAUAGAGUUACGACCGAUGAUGUCUUCGUAGGACCAAAUGUAAAAGAUGAAGACCAAAAGCUGCGCUACCUGAGACUAGUAGUGGGAGACUUGACACACAUCGGAUGUGCACUGGCAGUGUAUCAAUCUUUUCAAGAUGAAAUGACCCACUUAAAGUGUUACUUGUCACACUCACCGGUCCAGAACAUGCCAGUAUACAACACCGACCAGCCGCGACCUGAAGACAGGGCGUCUCCAAGGUGCGGCUGUCCCUUAGGGUACAGGGAGGAUGAAGACUGUCUCUGUGUACCCAAACUUAAGAAUGCCAUACAAAGUCCAUUUCCGACAUCAAAAGAAUACCAGCCUCAACAGCAAUCGUUCAAUGUGCUCAAACCGAUACAACAAACAGUAGAGAAGCUAUCGGUACCACUCCCGCAGUCCGAUACAAUGUGGCCUUCACCACCGUCCACUAAUGGGACCAACGUCACGUGCAAGCCCAGGAUCGUAAUGAUGCCCAUAUUCACGUUGCAGAACGCUCCAAAACCGAAGAAGAAUAAAGUUAGACGGAGAUCGCUGGACACCAAUGCCGACAGUGCCGUCACAAUGGACGACUUCUAUUUCGCCGACGAGCCAACUUCACCACCCAACCUGACAAUCAGAUCACAACUGCUGUACCAUCUGAAGAAAAAUAGAGAAAAAGCGGGUAUUCAGUUCUACAGCUCAGGAGAAAAACGUUCACAAACACACGAUCAGAACUGGAAGAAGAUAGUACGCCUCCUAGAUAUGUUGGAGUUAAAGGGAAAGUCUGCCCAUUUGACGAGUCGUGAAGUGACGGAAAUCGGGACCAAGAUUAAAGAAAUACAUGACAAAGUGCUAGGGACAACUGAAUAUGAUGUGCCUGAAGUUGACUUUUAAUGGU
Messenger RNA from Spodoptera litura, 973 nucleotides. RefSeq lists its product as uncharacterized. NCBI's taxonomy places the organism in Eukaryota, Metazoa, Arthropoda, Insecta, Lepidoptera, Noctuidae. The record is from RefSeq and is a predicted model, not a curated record.